Lycium barbarum (goji berry) is the source of this 657-nucleotide messenger RNA. RefSeq lists its product as uncharacterized. NCBI's taxonomy places the organism in Eukaryota, Viridiplantae, Streptophyta, Magnoliopsida, Solanales, Solanaceae. The record is from RefSeq and is a predicted model, not a curated record. Bases 1 to 657 code for a protein of 218 amino acids. The transcript has a single exon.
AUGGAGAAUCCCAAACAAGCAAGUUGGAUUAUGAGAAAAAUAUUUGAUGCCAGGAAGAUGCUGAUCACGGGACUUGAAGACUUAAACUCACCCGAGGUCCAGGAGAAAUUUAAAAUAAGCAAAGCUUACAGAGCCCUUCAGCCAACCUGGCCAAAGGUACAUUGGAAGAAAUUGGUACUGUUGAAGGGAUUGGUACCAAAACACCAAUUCAUUCUAUGGUUAGCCAUACAAAGAAAGCUGGCAACAGUCGAUCGACUUCAAAAAUGGGGCAUACAAGUGGAAAAGAACUGUGUUUUAUGUGAAACAGAUGUGGAAGAGAACUUGGACCAUUUAUUCUUCCAAUGCUCAUACUCUCAAUUCAUUUGGAAAACUCUUAUGACAUGGAUUGGGACCAGUAGGCAGAUUGGCACUUGGGAAUCAGAGAUUACUUGGCUAGCACAACGGACUACAGGUAGAAAUUCAACAUGCAUAGUCCUUGGAAUUGUAUUUGCAGCAGUAGUCUACCACAUCUGGCAGGAAAGAAACAACAGAAGAUUCCAACGACAACGAAAAGAGAAGACAGCAAGGGUUAGAGAAAUAGUAUUACUGCUACAUAUAAUUGGCCAAAACUGUAAAUGGAAAGGAGUCCUAGAUACUCUAAAUAGUUAUCCAUGCUAG